AUGGCAUUUCUUAAACAAUCUAACUCUACAACUAACUUAUUCAAUUUAUUUUGUUCAAAUAUAUAUAUUUAUUUUGAUGAUGUUAAAAUGUUAUCAAACUUAGUUAAAAUCAAUGAAUUUAAAUUGUUGGUAAAUACCACUUCAAUUAGAAGUCUCUCAAGUGCUGUUGCAACAAUCGUUGUUACCACUGCCACUACAAAUAUAGCCAAUAGAAUUUACUGUAGAAAUAAUAAUAAUAAUAACACUUAUAAAAUUAAUAGUAAUAAUAAUAGAUAUAUAAGUGGUGAUCCACGCAACAACAAUACAUCAACUACUCAAUGCUAUACAUCUACUUCACAUACUACUACAAUUACACAUCAAUCGAAUAGAAUAAACGAUCAUAAUACUAUUGAUAAUAGAAUUAAAAGUUAUUCACAAACCAACUACUGUUAUAAUAGACACACUACAAUCACUACUACCAACAACAACUACGACAACAACAACAGUGGAAAUAGGAUAAACGAACUAUUCAAUUCCAAUAAAAAUAAAUUUAUAAACAAUUCAAACCGUCAUCAACUUUAUAAACAUCAAAAUAUCUUAAACACCUCUUCUUCUACCACCUAUCUUUUUAAUAACAACAAUAAUAAUAGUAAUAAUAAUAAUUACCGCAAUAGUAAUAAUAACAAGUUUGCCCCGGUCACUGGUCGUGCUCGUUUCAUUGGAGUGUCGCUCGAAGAGGAGCGAGAUCUCUCUGAUCUCGGCUACAACUAUGUUAUGGAGAGCUACGAGGAGCUCUUCCUGCCCGAGAACAAUGUCCUUCAAAACCAAGUAAGAAUGAUCGCCAAAAAGUUGGUACCUCACUCUGGCAUCGAUUUGCCGUGGGAGUGUCAUGUCAUCAACUCGCCAGAGAUCAACGCAUUCGUGUUGCCCAGCGGAAAGAUCUUUAUUUUCACCGGACUCUUCAAGGUCGUCAAAACGGAGGAUGAGUUGGCUGCCGUCAUUUCGCAUGAGAUUGGACAUGCCAUUGCUCGUCACUCGGCGGAGCGAAUGAGUUUGCUCAAAGUCGGCAUCGUAUUCCUCACGAUCACUCGUGGUUUGAUUGGUGAUACCAUCUCCGGCAACAUCAGUACCAUGAUCUCUACUAAGCUUCUCGAGUUGAAUUACUCGAGAAUGCAAGAGAUUGAAGCGGAUAUCAUUGGUGUAGGAAUCCUCAAGAAGGCUGGAUUCAACGUCAAUGCUGCCGUCCAUGUACAGGAGAAAUUUGGAAUGAUCGACGAUGAUCAAGAUGACGGACUCAUGGCAUUACUCUCUACACAUCCAAAAUCAGCGGAAAGAGUUACAAAGAUUCAAGAAUGGAUUGAAGCCGAUCGUUUAAAGGAAUUGGAACAACCAGCACCAGGUUUGGUCCAAUCCAAUAACAACAACAACAAUAAGGAAGAAAAACUUUUGUCAAGUAAAGUCUAG
Molecule: messenger RNA, 1443 nt
Organism: Heterostelium album PN500
Lineage: Eukaryota; Evosea; Eumycetozoa; Acytosteliales; Acytosteliaceae
Product: M48 family metallopeptidase
Exons: 3
Coding region: 1-1443 (480 amino acids)
Biological process (GO): mitochondrial protein processing; protein quality control for misfolded or incompletely synthesized proteins
Cellular component (GO): mitochondrial inner membrane
Molecular function (GO): metalloendopeptidase activity
Source: RefSeq, a predicted model, not a curated record